Molecule: messenger RNA, 933 nt
Organism: Oldenlandia corymbosa var. corymbosa
Lineage: Eukaryota; Viridiplantae; Streptophyta; Magnoliopsida; Gentianales; Rubiaceae
Source: the annotation of a GenBank genome assembly
AUGGAGAAAAAAGAUGAUCAAUUUGAAGAAUUUUUCCAAACAUUGCCCCAUAAGCAUGCAUGCGGCACUGUGUUUGCUAAAUACAAAGGCUUCUGGUUUGCUGCAGAUUUUCUUCAUGGCGUAAUAACGUUCCGCGACCACUUUGAGUCCCGAGAUUCAGACAUCAUCUUAGCUACCAUGCCUAAAUCAGGCACCACUUGGCUUAAAGCCCUAACCUUUAGCAUUAUUAACCGAAAAAAGUAUUCGGUUUUGACUAGCCCUUUGCUUUUCAACAACCCUCAUCUAAUUGUCCCUUUCUUUGAAGUUGAUCUAUACAAUGGUGGAAAAAUUCCUGACGUGAAAUCUAUCCCCAACCCACGAAUUUUCUCCACUCAUGUGCCAUUCCAGUGUCUUCCAAACACGAUUUUAAAUAAUCCGAGCUGUCGCAUUAUCUACCUUUGUAGAAACCCUUUGGAUGUAUUUACAUCCACAAUACAUUUUCAUUUACAAAAUGGUUUGUUUCCUCCAGGUCCGGAAUCCAUUAUCAUGGAUGGAGCUUUUGAAUCAUUUUGCAAGGGGAUAUUUCAAUAUGGUCGAUUUUGGGACCAUAUCUUAGAAUAUUGGGAAGCAAGCGUAAAGGAUCCAAAGAGAGUUCUGUUCUUGAAAUAUGAAGACCUUAAAAUGGAUAUCAAUUCUUGUGUGAAGAAAAUGGCUGAAUUUUUGGGAUGUGAAUUUUCACCACAAGAAGAGGAUGAAGGAUUGAUAGAAGAAAUAGUAACGCUUUGCAGCCUAAAAAGUUUGAAGAACUUGGAAUGUAACAAAAGUGGGGAGGCGUCAGGAAAGGAGAAGUCGGUUUGGGCGAAUUUCCUAACUCCUUCCAUGGCUGAACGUCUUGAAAGCUUGAUGAAAGAAAAGUUUGCCGGAUCUGGUCUGACUGUAAAUAUUCAUGGCUAA